AUGUCUCGCUACGCUGAAUCUCACGUCUCCCCCAAAGGCCCUGGCGAUGCCCGACCAACCGCCCUCCAAAUCGUCAAAGACGAGCAAAUGACCGACCAACUUAAGGGCAAAGUCAUUGUCGUCACCGGCGUCUCAUCCGGUCUUGGUGUUGAGACUGUCCGCGCCCUAGCCACCACCGGAGCCUCCUUCAUCCUCACUGCUAGGGAUCUCACUAAGGCUAUGAGUGCGCUCGGCGAUAUCUUUGACUCGUCACGCAUGAAGCUCGUCGAGAUGAACCAAAACUCGCUCGCUAGCGUCCGAGCUGCGGCAAAGACUAUCCUCGCGGAUACACCUAAGAUCAACAUCCUCAUUAAUAACGCCGGUAUCAUGGCUGUUCCCGAUCUGCAGCUCACUGAUGAUGGUCAUGAGGCGCAGUUUGGUGUUAACCAUCUCUCACACUUUCUCUUCUUCCAGCUGCUUAAGCCUGCGCUGCUCGCUGGAAGCUCUCCUGAGUUUGCCUCUCGCGUCGUCAAUGUCUCUUCUGCUGCGCACCGCUUCAUCGGAAUCAAUGCCUCGGACAACUACAGUUUCCAAAAGGGCGAUUACAACAAGUGGGUUUCCUACGGCCAGUCCAAGACGGCAAACAUCUACAUGGCCAACGAGAUUGAGCGACGCUACGGAUCCCGCGGCCUCCACGGCCUGUCCCUGCACCCAGGUGGCAUCAACACCGGCUUGAUGCGGUACAUUCCUGAGGAAGAAGCCAAGGCCAUGAUUGCGCAGAUUGGACCAGAGGUUCUGCAAGGCAUGAAGAGCCCGGAGCAAGGGGCUGCUACGCAAGUUUGGGCGGCGAUCGCAAGGGAUCUGGAGGGCAAGGGAGGAAAGUAUUUGUCUGAUGUCUCUGUGGCUGAGGCUGGACCGGAUGAUCAGAACAUGGCUAGCUCGACGACGGUGAGCCAUACUUAUAAUGCGGCCGAUGAGGCCAGGCUGUGGAAGGAUUCACUCAAGCUGGUUGGGCUGGAGGAUGAUGAGUAG
Molecule: messenger RNA, 1011 nt
Organism: Trichoderma virens Gv29-8
Lineage: Eukaryota; Fungi; Ascomycota; Sordariomycetes; Hypocreales; Hypocreaceae
Exons: 1
Coding region: 1-1011 (336 amino acids)
Source: RefSeq, a predicted model, not a curated record